AUGCCACACAACCCAAUCACUUGCCUCACGUCCCUGCUCUACUAUGUGAAGAAGCCUGAUGAGAAGACGCCUAGGGGAGUCAUUCCUCUCGAGGUAAGGCACUACACUAGCGGUGCCGCGUUGAGUUGGGCUGUGGUGUGGAGGAAGGACUGCAUAGUAGACGAGAUAGUGCCUCCAGAGGAGGUGCCAUCAGCGUCAGACAUCAAAGCGGGGUCCAACCCUUCGGCUCAGGCACUCUCCUUCAAGAUCGGCAACAGAGUGCCGUACAAGACCGUGGUCAAAGGGUCCAACCCCUCAGCACAGGCACUCUCCUUCAAGAUCGGCAACAGAGUGCCGUACAAGACCGUGGUAGUCCACCAGUCGCUCAUCCUCCGAGCAGACAACAUGGCGGAGAAGCAGCAGUGGGUGGCGCGCCUGCGCAGCCACACCAAGGCCUUCAAGGAGGCCCCGCCUCCACCCCCCCCUUCCUCCUCCACCGGGGGAGACACCGACCAAUCAGGAGACGAAGGGGCCGGCAGGGAUGGGGAUUCUGCUGGUGCUGGUGGUGGGAGUGGGGGCAAUAUUGUGCCGGGGGCGCUGGGGCAGGGAGGGGGAGGGGUGGCGGGGGCGGGGCGGGUGGUGAAUCCGGAGGAGGAGCUGAGGUACCAGGUGACAGAGGUGCGGCGAUAUGUGCAAGCGGUGCUUGUUCACCUGGCAGACAACAUUCCCAAGGCCAUCGUGUUAUCUCAGGUGGAGCGAGCACGGGACUCCAUGCUCACCAAGCUGUACCAGACAGUGAGCAGCAUGUCAGACGACAAGCUGCAUUCCAUGCUGCAGGAGGAUGCGGAGAGCGCCGGCAAGCGUGACAAGUUCAAGCGCAUGCGCGAUGCCAUGCUGCAACUGAAGCGAGCGCUUAGUUUGCACGAGGCGCGGGCGUCUGCUGAGGAUGAAGGGCAAGCGCGAAAAAUUCAAGCACAUGUGUUCAAGCACCUAGCUGUGCGUUUUCAUCCCUCUCUGUGCCAUUUCCGCCCCUCUCUGUGCCAUUUCCACCCCUCUCUGUGCCAUUUCCACCCCUCUCUGUGCCCUGUCCAUUCCCCUCCAUGCUUCCAUCUUGUGUCACCAGGCACCAAGGAGACAGUAGACGCGUGGAGAACAGCUUUCAACAAGGCCGCCUCUGCUGUUACCUCAAUCUCUGUGCAUAUGCGCCCUCUCUCUCUCUGCCAUCUUCCUUCCCGCUCCUCCUCCGCCAAUCAACAGCCGCCAGCUAUCACCCGAGGCAUGACCAUGGGCUCCGUGCCCAACCCGCUAGGUGCGGGAGUUCCCGGAGCUAUGGUCCCAGGUCCGGUGAUGGCUCGGGGACCGCCCAUGGUCCCGUCUGCAAGUACUGCCAGGAGUGCGAGUCCGCUGCGGCAGACCCUGGCAGGGGGGAUGGAUGCAGGAGGGGGGAUGGGGAACCCCUUGCGUGCCACGUCUAGGAGAACCCCUCCUGCCCCGCCCACUGGUUUCAGCUUCAAGUAA
Closterium sp. Yama58-4 is the source of this 1497-nucleotide messenger RNA. The record is from the annotation of a GenBank genome assembly. NCBI's taxonomy places the organism in Eukaryota, Viridiplantae, Streptophyta, Zygnematophyceae, Desmidiales, Closteriaceae.